CCCCCCGUUUCCGCUCCUCCACACGACGAGGCCGCGAGAUCCCACCAAACCAAAAAUCCCGCUCCCAAUCCAUCCAGCCGAUCGCCGGUGCCUAUCUAAUAUCUAUCCGCCGGCUGCCACCGAGCGGAUCGAGCAAGCAACCGCCCAACCGGGAGGCCCAUCCCGGCGUUCCGUCGCUCGGAUCUCUCGUAGUACUUCGCCGGCGAUGGAGGGGCGGCCAGGUGGCGCGUGGCGGAUGCAGGGGCCCGCCGGGGCGCCCGUCGCGGGGCUGCCCAUCGGCUUCCGCUUCCGCCCCACCGACGAGGAGCUGCUGCUGCACUACCUCCGCCGCAAGGCGCUCGCCUGCCCGCUCCCCGCCGGCAUCAUCCCCGACGCCAACCUCGCGCGCCUCCACCCGUGGGACCUCCUGCCGCCAGCAGGCGGCGACGCUGACGGGGAGCGCUUUUUCUUCCACCGCCCGGCGACGCGGUGCUGGCGGAAGGGCGGCGGCGCGGCCAGGGCGGCCGGCACCGGCGUAUGGAGGCCGUCCGGGAAGGAGAAGCUCGUCGCCUCGCCGCGUUGCAAGCGCCCUGUCGGCACCAAGCGGACGCUCGUCUUCUGCCGCGGACGCGGCCGCGGCGCCGUGCGCACAGACUGGGCCAUGCACGAGUACCGCCUCCUCCCCGCCGGCAUCCACCCCUUCCACGGCUGCGCCGCCGCCGGCAACCCGACCGCGGCCCAUGUGAGCUGCCUUGGCGCGGCGGCCGACUGGGUGGUCUGCCGCAUAUUCAAGAGGACCAAGCCGGCGGCGCACCGCGGCCGGGAAGACGACGAUGCGGAGGAGAGGCCUUCGUCGCCUUCGUCUGCGUCGUCUUGCGUCACCGACACAGCCGAGACCGGCGACCAGGAGCAUGACGACGACGAAGGGAGCAGCAGCAGCAAUGGCGGCAGCAGUUGCAGCGUCGCCUCUAAUUGAGAGGAGUAGAGUUGACUAGGCCGUUAAUCACGGGCGCCACAUGUUCUAAAGAACGCGCCCUCCUUGCCCUUCUGAUGUCGUAGGAAUCCUAAGCACCUAGCGAGCAAUAGAGAGAGAAGAAGAAGAUCGAGCUCAAACAAGAAAGAAAAAAAGAAAAAGCGAAUCGCUUUGCUAUGUUUGAGCUCGUCGCGAAUCCAGAGUUUUAAUUAGCGAGAAAUUAAUCAGUUCCCUUUUGGCAACUAAUCAUCAUUUGCUGUGUCAA
Messenger RNA from Panicum hallii, 1217 nucleotides. RefSeq names its product NAC domain-containing protein 10-like. NCBI's taxonomy places the organism in Eukaryota, Viridiplantae, Streptophyta, Magnoliopsida, Poales, Poaceae. The coding region runs from base 206 to 955 and encodes 249 amino acids. The transcript has 3 exons. Gene Ontology annotation, molecular function: DNA binding. The record is from RefSeq and is a predicted model, not a curated record. Gene Ontology annotation, biological process: regulation of DNA-templated transcription.